AUGAAUAUCUUCAGGCUUUUGGCUGAUUUCUCGCACCUCGCGUCUAUUUUUAUUCUUCUACAUAAAAUGAAGUCGUCCAGUAGCUGUUCUGGGCUGUCAUUCAAAUCACAGGCUUUAUAUUUGAUGGUUUUUGUGACUCGCUAUCUUGAUCUCUUCUGGGCCUUCUCCGAAUCCCUAUACAACACGACUUUCAAGAUAUUGUUCAUUGGCUCAUCAGCUUAUAUUAUCUAUCUCAUGCUUAAUGACUAUAAACCCACACAUGAUCCGAAUAUUGAUACAUUCAAAGUUCAAUACCUCCUCGGGAUCGGUGCUUUGCUAGCUCUUCUCUUCCCACAUGACUAUAGCGUCUCCGAAGUUCUCUGGACGUUCUCGAUUUGGCUUGAAUCUGUUGCCAUCCUCCCUCAGCUCUUCAUGCUUCAACGUACUGGCGAGGCGGACACCAUAACAACACACUAUCUCUUUGCAUUGGGACUAUACCGCGCCCUCUAUAUACCCAAUUGGAUCUAUCGCUACUUUGCGGAAAGCUACUUUCAGCCAGUCCCUGUUGUUGCAGGCAUCGUCCAAACACUCCUAUACUCGGAUUUCUUCUACAUCUACUAUACCAAGGUCAUGAAAGGAAAGAAGUUCUCACUUCCUGUCUAA
Molecule: messenger RNA, 642 nt
Organism: Aspergillus oryzae RIB40
Lineage: Eukaryota; Fungi; Ascomycota; Eurotiomycetes; Eurotiales; Aspergillaceae
Exons: 6
Coding region: 1-642 (213 amino acids)
Biological process (GO): endoplasmic reticulum to Golgi vesicle-mediated transport; protein retention in ER lumen
Cellular component (GO): endoplasmic reticulum; cis-Golgi network; membrane
Molecular function (GO): ER lumen protein retrieval receptor activity
Source: RefSeq, a predicted model, not a curated record